Molecule: messenger RNA, 982 nt
Organism: Caenorhabditis elegans
Lineage: Eukaryota; Metazoa; Nematoda; Chromadorea; Rhabditida; Rhabditidae
Gene: let-70
Product: Ubiquitin-conjugating enzyme E2 2
Exons: 5
Coding region: 47-490 (147 amino acids)
Biological process (GO): ubiquitin-dependent protein catabolic process; protein ubiquitination
Cellular component (GO): nucleus; cytoplasm; chromosome
Molecular function (GO): ubiquitin conjugating enzyme activity
Source: RefSeq, marked reviewed
AGUACUCCGGGUGUAGCCGGGUCAAUCAGCAAAUCAGAACACCAACAUGGCUCUCAAAAGAAUCCAGAAGGAACUCCAAGAUCUCGGCCGUGAUCCACCCGCACAAUGCUCCGCUGGACCAGUUGGUGAUGAUUUGUUCCAUUGGCAAGCUACGAUUAUGGGCCCACCAGAGUCUCCCUAUCAGGGAGGUGUCUUCUUCCUCACUAUCCACUUCCCAACAGACUAUCCAUUCAAACCACCAAAGGUUGCCUUCACCACUCGAAUUUAUCAUCCGAACAUCAAUUCAAACGGAAGCAUCUGCCUUGACAUUCUCCGUUCGCAGUGGUCGCCGGCUCUGACCAUUUCGAAAGUUCUGCUUUCGAUCUGCUCGCUGCUCUGUGAUCCAAAUCCGGAUGAUCCACUUGUGCCAGAGAUUGCACGCAUCUACAAGACGGAUCGUGAAAGGUACAAUCAAUUGGCGAGAGAAUGGACGCAAAAGUACGCUAUGUGAGGAGGCUAACACCAUUCAUACAAGAACGCAGCCAAACCAAUCAAUAAACCAUGUGUUUCUUUUCCCUCUCUGUGUCUCCCAUUCAUCUCCAAACCCUUUCCAUCUUAUUCAAUCCACACCAAACCCCGGCGAUUCCUCUUUUGUACUAUAAAUUGUGUUCUCUUUUUAUCGAUUUUGUUCUCCCCCACACAUUAUUCUCCUUCAAAAAAUACCCACUUUCAUAUUAUUUUCUGUCGUCAGCAAAGCGAUGUAAAAUAUAUAUGGUCUUUUAUAUUUCUUCCUUAUAAUUCAAAAGUAAAUCGAACGGUGUAGAUUGAUCCCCUCAAUUCUCUCUCAUCCCCUUUAAACUAUUUUGUCUCCAAAUCUCCCUCCUCCCUUCCUCUGAUUUUUCUCGAGAAAUUGAAAAAGGAUUUCUUCCAAACCACCACACAUUCGUUCUUCGUUUAUUUCAUCUGGCGGUCUGAGAAUCCUGAAUAAAUUACUGAAGAGCGU